Molecule: messenger RNA, 768 nt
Organism: Microplitis demolitor
Lineage: Eukaryota; Metazoa; Arthropoda; Insecta; Hymenoptera; Braconidae
Product: succinate dehydrogenase cytochrome b560 subunit, mitochondrial
Exons: 6
Coding region: 127-654 (175 amino acids)
Biological process (GO): tricarboxylic acid cycle; mitochondrial electron transport, succinate to ubiquinone
Cellular component (GO): membrane
Molecular function (GO): succinate dehydrogenase activity; electron transfer activity
Source: RefSeq, a predicted model, not a curated record
UACUGCUACAUGUAAAUUCGGCCUAAUUGUGAUCGGAACUUUUUUGUUCGCCAAUUUCAAAUUACUAUAUAAUAGUAUACGUUUUAAAGACUGAACUUUUUUCUGGUACCAGAGACAAUUAAAAAAAUGGCGUUAAACUAUACUAGAUUAUUAUGUAAAAAAAAUUUAGACGUUUGUCAAUUUCGAGGAUUGUUUAAAACUACUUCUUUGAAUAUAUCCUCAACUGGUUCCAAAUUAGCAGCAGUGACAUCAUGUGAAACUUAUUCAGAGAGAAAUCGCCGUUUGAAACGACCACUGUCACCUCAUUUAAGUAUUUACAAACCCCAGUUGACUUCUAUGCUGUCAAUUACUCAUCGAGGAACUGGGAUAGCAUUAGCUUAUUAUGCAACAGCAGCUGGAUUAACGGAACUUUUUCAUCCUGGUGGAAUGAGUUGCCUUAUUGAGUCAAUAAAUUCUAUAGGUUUACCAAUGCCAUUACUUUUUCUUGGAAAAUUAAUGCUAGCAUGGCCAGCCACGUACCAUUACUUUAAUGGGAUCCGGCAUUUAUCCUGGGAUUUAGGAUUAUUUUUGACAAUCAAACACGUCUAUAGCACUGGAUGGACAGUUCUUGGUACUUCUGUCAUUACGGCACUCAUAUUAGCUGCGAUGUUUUAAUUUUAUUGAUAAUUAAGUAAUGAAAGUUCGUAAAAAUUAUUAUUGUUGAGUGAUUAAUUAUUAAUUUUAAAUUAUUAUGUAUAUAAUAAUUUCAAAAUAAAAGUUACCAAACUA